CUAUUGCAGAGAGAGUGGGGCAUAAAAAGUUUCUUGACUAGCUGGUUAUUGUUGGUGGGUCAGAAGAGUCAAUGGUGCCCAGCUGGUCUACUGCGUGCCGCGUUCACUCGCUGCGCACCAGUUGAUUCUCCUCCGACAAGCAAGAGAUAAGAUCGUGUGAGCAUCUGUGAGAGAUAAAUAAUUAAAAACAUCACAAGUUCCUGAAAAGCGCUGCCGAAAGCAACUGAAAAUGCUUUCCGCUCUUUACCAGAGGUCGAUGGCCACAAUCGGCCGCAGAGUGCCCGAAAGGUUGCAGCCCCUUUGGAAACAUCCCGCUGGGCCACAGACGGUCUUCUUUUGGUCGCCAUUAUUCAAAUGGGGACUGGUGUUUGCUGGAAUUGGUGAUCUCAGCAGGCCUGCGGACCAACUUAGUGUGAAACAGUACAGCUCCUUGGCAGCUACAGGAUUCAUUUGGUCCAGAUACUGCCUGGUCAUUAUCCCAAAGAACUACAGCUUGUGCGCCGUCAACUUUUUCGUCGGACUCACUGGCGCGUACCAAGUCGCGCGAGCUCUCAACUACCAACGGAAGCAGCAGGCUGCCUUGGAAAAGUGAUCUUAUCGUCGUGUUGAGAGGAUGAAUUCAUUAAUUUUAAAUCAGAUAUAAAAAGAAAUAAUGAAUUAAGUCAAAAUUUGUGAAAAAGUACAAGUUUUAUGAUAUUAAUUUUGAAAUCUUAUAUAAUUAUAUAUGUGCACAAGACGAUGAAUUAUUUUAAUAUAAUGAAAAUUAUCAUAAAUUCAUUUCAUUUUUAAUUGAGUAUUUAAUUUGAGCAUUCUCUUAAAAUUUAAAUGAUUAACUCAGCCAGAUUCAAAGUAGUGACAAACUAAAAAAUUUUUAUUCAAAAAUUUUUUAUUUUGGGAAAUCUACUUUUUUUCUGAAUUGACGGCAUAGAGCGUGAAAAGAAGGCGCCUAAUUUUCUUAUGAAUAUAAGAUUAUUUUGUCAACAACAUCUUCAUCGUUUGGCCUCUUUUCAGCAAAUGAGAACGGAUGUUUUUGGCGAAACCAUUUCCUGCGAUUUUCAUUUUUGCAAAGCAAUUUUGAUCAUUUUCCAUGUCCAAUUGGGUUAUUUUUGACACACUGACCUCGCUAGCUCGCUCGCUUGUGUUUUUCAGAAUAAACGACGUAACGACCGCUCUUGUGGCCGCGCGCCCGACACAUUAUAGGCCCCAAUCAAAUCAGCGGGAGCCGCGCUCGUCCGUCUGCUGCCCGUUGCAAUUCAGUCUGCCUUGUGACGGCUCCGUCGCUCUCAUUAAUCUAGUCCUGGAUACCCUAAAAAAAAAAUAGAGCACCAGAUCACCCCCUGCCGAUGACGUCAUCCUUUGUCCGCAACUCUUCUGAUCUCUCUCGGCGACCCGCAUUUGAUAAUAAAUAAAAGCAUAUAAUCGACUUGGUACUUUGCGACUUCAAGUGUUGAAAUAUUUGCGAUCAGUUUGUGUAAAUGCGCGGUCUAUUGAUAGCUCACGCGGUGUUUGAUGCAAACAUUGCGUUUUUCUCUCGAUUGAAAGAGAAGACAAAACUUGUAGCUCUAUUUGAUAUUUUUGCAACAAUGAGAGUUUGAAACUAAUUAAAUUAAAAUUUUCUUUAAAUAUGUCAAAAGAUAUCAAAAUCAUUGAUAUAGUAAAUACCUCAAAAUGAAAACUUACAAAUCAAAUUUUUUUAUACAAAGUUUUACUUCCUCUCUGUAUAAUUGAUAAAUACAAGUUUUCGAGAUUAAAUGAAGUGUGUUUUCUAGUAAAAAUAUUUGUCUUUAAUGGAUUUGUAUCUUCAAGAAUAGAAAAACAAGUUAAUCUUCAUGCUUCUCCAUACCAACUUAUUGUUAGUACAUAUUAUU
Neocloeon triangulifer is the source of this 1868-nucleotide messenger RNA. Its product is annotated as mitochondrial pyruvate carrier 2-like. Gene Ontology annotation, molecular function: pyruvate transmembrane transporter activity. Gene Ontology annotation, biological process: pyruvate import into mitochondria. The coding region runs from base 230 to 592 and encodes 120 amino acids. The transcript is spliced from 6 exons. The record is from RefSeq and is a predicted model, not a curated record. Gene Ontology annotation, cellular component: mitochondrial inner membrane. NCBI's taxonomy places the organism in Eukaryota, Metazoa, Arthropoda, Insecta, Ephemeroptera, Baetidae.